Miscanthus lutarioriparius is the source of this 2562-nucleotide messenger RNA. NCBI's taxonomy places the organism in Eukaryota, Viridiplantae, Streptophyta, Magnoliopsida, Poales, Poaceae. The record is from the annotation of a GenBank genome assembly.
AUGGCGAUGAAGAAGACCAGUUCCCAGCUCCGGCAGCUUAGCAACCCUCACCUGAUCCUCCUGUUCCUCACAGCAGCAGCAGCAGCAGCCAUGGCGGCCGAGCCGGAGAAGCAGGCGGCCCCCGCGGCGCAGGAGACGGCCGUGCACAUCGUGUACGUCGACCGCCCCGAGGACGCCGACCCCGAGGAGUUCCACCUCCGCACCCUCACCCCCGUCCUCGGCAGCGAGCAGAAGGCCAGGGACGCAGUGCUCUACCACUACAAGACCGCCGCCAGCGGCUUCUCCGCGAAGCUCACCCCGCAGCAGGUCGAGGAUCUCAAGAAGCAACCAGGUGUUCUCCAGGUUGUGCCGAGCCAGACUUACCAGCUACAUGGUCCUGUCUCGCACAGGCUUGCGCGUCCAUUCAGGCUUCAGCGACGAAACGGCUCACGUGUCUGCCCAUCGCUUCCCAACCGCAGCGCAGCGGCGAGAUCGACCUCCUCAAUCGGUGACGACCUUUCCGUGUCGAUCCCCCAACCCAAACUGAUGGAGGCUGCGGUCUCCUCCAGCGCCGGCGAGUCGGCGGGCGAGCUGCUUCUCCGCGCGGCGGCGCUGGUGCCGUGGACGCGCUACGCCCUCGCCGCCGCGCUCCUGUACAGGUUCCUGGAGCUCCACUUCCUGGGCGACCUCCUCCGCGGCCUCCGCGUCUCGCUUACCUUCCACCCCGAGUCUCAAGUGUACCACCGGGUCGCCUCCAGGUGCCGCUCGCUGCACGGCAGGCAGCUGUACACUGUUCGUGAUGGUGGGACCAUUGCCUUAGAUUGGUUACUAGCCUCUGAUCUUGAAGCUGGAGAUGUUGGCACUUGUGAUGGAACCAUUUCUAAGGAUGAUUCAACACCCCUUCUUGUUGUGAUACCUGGAUUAACUAGUGAUUCUAGUGCUGCUUAUGUGAAGCACUUGGUCUUUUUUAUGGCAAUCAAAGGAUGGAAUGUUGUUGUAAGCAAUCACAGGGGUCUGGGUGGCAUCUCCAUAACAUCUGAUUGCUUUUACAAUGCCGGGUGGACGGAAGAUAUGCGUGAAGUUGUUAAUUUCCUUCAUCAAGAGUAUCCGAAGGCUCCACUAUUCACUGUUGGGACAAGCAUAGGUGCCAAUAUUGUGGUCAAGUACCUUGGAGAAGAAGGUGAAAAUACACCUGUAGCUGGUGCUGCUUCUAUUUGUUCUCCCUGGGAUCUGCUGGUGACCAACAGAUUUAUUUCACGCAAGCUCGUGCAGCGAUGUUAUGAUAGAGCUCUUGCGAUUGGUCUCAAAGGAUAUGCAAAACUACAUCAACCAGUCUUGGCACGACUUGCAAACUGGGAAGCUAUUACAUCGUCACACUCUAUCCAGGAAUUUGACCACCAUGCCACUUGUGUUGUUGCGAAAUAUGAGACAGUGGACACAUUCUACCGCAAGUGCAGCAGUGCAAAUUAUAUCAGCAAUGUGUCAGUUCCCCUGCUUUGUAUCAGUGCCUUAGAUGACCCCCUCUGCACAAGGGAGGCCAUUCCCUGGGAUGAAUGCAGGGCAAACAAAAACAUUGUAUUGGCAACUACACCUAAUGGCGGACAUCUUGCUUUCUUUGAAGGCCUAACUGCUAGAAAGCUUUGGUGGGUACGGCCUGUUUCCGAGUUCCUCUGUGCUCUGCAUGAUGGCCCUUACAUGCAUCAGCAGAAGGCACAAGAGCAUGAUUUGCACUCAUCGUUGGAAUCAUCAAUUGACAAGAGCCCAUAUGUGAAUUUCAUGGAAGACGGAAUGGUAGCUGCAGUAACAAAUGAUGGUCCUAACAACGGUGACUCCUUGCAUAACGAGAUUUUUGGUGAAAUUGAACUCAACGAUAGCAUGGUUGACCAACACGUCCAACAGAAUCAAAACACCGGAGCAAUAAAAAAUGAAAGUUACAGUUGGGUGGAUGAUAAAAACAGCUCAGAAGGGAAUGCGAUGACUGUUCAAGCCCAUGGAGGAUCUCAAGAACAGCGAGAAGAGCCAUAUGCGAACAAAAUCUGUGAAGCCAUUGAUCCUGUUAAGAAAUCCAUAAACCAACUCUGUCGAUCCCAGGGGAGGUUUGAUUGGUCCGUGCAUGAGGAUCAUGGUGCUAUCGGUCCUUUCCUUCUAGCAGAGCCAACACCAUUGUGUUACUGUGGGUUACCGGCAUUUGUGAAGCAGUUAAGGCAUCCCGCGUCAGCUGGGCGUGCUUUCUACUGUUGCCAACUUAAGCGACGUCCCCCGACACUUGAUGCCUACCUAGAGGGAUGCAACUUCUAUCAGUGGAUUGAUGGCGAUGAAAUGUUCGAGCCAUUGAUUAUGUUGUUUCCUUAUGACCCCUGGAAGAGUGUUCCAUAUGCAGAAUAUGUUCGUUGGGUUGCGCCGCCACCGAACCCUCCGGAAAUGACAGAGGCGGAGAAGGUUGACGCUGCUUUGCGCCGUCUAGCCAAUCCUCCUAGAUGCCAUUGUGGAGUGUCGGCGCGACUAACUACUCUCAGCCAACGUGGAGCAUUCACUGCCUUCUAUCGCUGUGGAUUGCCAGAUUAUAGCGUUCCCAUCUUGUGA